This is a messenger RNA of Brassicogethes aeneus, 3890 nucleotides long. The record is from the annotation of a GenBank genome assembly. Lineage: Eukaryota; Metazoa; Arthropoda; Insecta; Coleoptera; Nitidulidae.
GGUAAAAACAUGAAAAUAAAAUGUUAAAGAAUGUCAUGUAAAGUAGGUUACUGCAUGUCUGCGAAUUCCAUGCAUAUGUUCGGGGAUUAUUUGCUCUAAAAGGAGAGUGAUUAAGCGUUUAAUUGGGUGUAGGUGUACUGUUGUUGGCAUUCAAAUGCACUGAACGUGUGCCAAUUGGACUGUAUUGUUCAUGAAGUUUUCCAAGAUGGAAAAGCUACAAGAAGAUGUGAUAUCCAUGAUACGAAGUUGUCUUAUUUCUAAUAAGUCAGAAAUGACUUUAAAACAUCUUGAAAAUGAUUACAGAACUUUAUGUGGGGAGCGAAUACCGUACACUAAGUUUGGAUUUAAAAGAUUGGAAGACUUCAUUUCAUCAGUACCAACUUUGUACCUUAGAACUGCUGGGAAUGAAACGUACGUCAAAGCUCAACUAAGCGAGAAAUCUCAGCACAUUCAGAGCAUGGUUAAUAAACAAAAAUCGUCUAAGAAAUCCUCCCUGCAAAAGAUAAGAUUCAGCAACGCAGUGUACAGGCAACCGACGCAGCCCAACAGAUGGCGCCCCAAGGAGGUGAACGUCAAAUGGAAGUCGAAGUUCCAGAACUCGCCGCGAUUGGCGGCAGUGUCGCACAACCAGUUCGUCAACAGACCCGUCAACAGGCAACCACCGCAGCAGCAAUAUCAACAGGGUUACCAACAUCAAAAUUACCACCAAUCGGCUGCCAGACAAGAUUUAUCACAGCGAUUACAUUUACCACCUGCUGACAAAAAAUUGACUUCGACAACGUCUAGCAACAACGGCAACGCUGCACCUCCAGUGGUGACCAAUCACGUUCACGCAAUUUCGACCAGCGGUCAAAAUGGCGCUACCGGUGUACAGGGAAAUGUGGCAACGCUGCGGUACAAACGAACUACCUCGGUGCCACUGGACUCCGAACCGUCGAAUCCGUGUAAUUCACUGAUAAAUGCUAAAAAAAGGAUUACAAGGAAGAUGUCUGAAAUUACUCUCGACAGGGAUAGCGGAAAUAGCAGUCCCACCAGUGAUACACAACCAAAGAGUCCCAGUCCGGAGUUGCCAACUUUCGUUAGAACGGGAAAUUCAUCGGCGGAUUUGAAAAAGUUUGCCGAAACUUUCGGAUUGGGCGAAGUUGAAAUUUCUUCCAACCAAGUUGCGGCUAAGAAAAAGGCAGAGAGGUUCUUCACCUGCAAAGUUAAGGUCGGCAAAAACACAUACUACAGCUACCCAGAAGAUUUCCGCGACCCCAUCGAAGCCGAAAAGUACUGCUCCAAUAAAGCUUUGGACGAUUUGAUCCCGAAACACUCACGCAGGAAGUCUCUCCUCACGGCAAACCACCUGGACAUUCUGGAGCGCGUGCCUCCGAUGUUGGAGAAGCACCAACACGGCAUCUGGGCCUGGCAGCUGGAAAUGGACUACGCCGACAAGUAUAACGAAGCUUUGCCUGCGGAUUGGUUGAAAAUUAUCGAUACCAGUCAGUGUAUACAGGUGGAGAAGGGGUUGGAGAGUCACGUGUUGAGGCACUGCAAACCUGGCGACGUAUUGCAGAAGGGGCAAAAGUGGUCGACGACGCCAAUGAAAAUGAGCGACGUUUCCGUACCAAGCAACACCGUGCAGUUUAACGACGAUGCCAGAUUGUCUGCGCAAGUGACUUACGUCGUUUCAGCCAGCGAGGUGUGGUGUCGUCAGUGCGACAAUGUCGAAUUCCAAGCGUACAAUGAAAUGUCAAUCCGCAUGGAGAAAUUCUACAAUGCGCACGCGCAAUCGCACAAAGUGACGGAAGUAGACGCGGGUCGCUACUACGUCGCCAACUUCGAUGGCGGUUGGUACCGCGUACGAGCUGUCAACGUUGACAGUUCCGACGUCACAUGCUUUUUUAUCGAUUAUGGAGACGAGACUUUAUUGCAAAAAGACAACCUGUACCAGCUGAAGAGAGAGUUCGCCACUUGCCAGGCGCAAGCAUUUGUAUGUAGACUGGCAGGAUUAGAAGAACUUUAUGAAGCUUCCGCAAAUUCAGAAAAGUUGAUGUCCAUAAUGAGCAAACAGGUUCUUUUGGAACUGGCGUCGGACUCUAUCGACGAAAAUUUGGACGAACUAAGCUUCCCUGUAUUCAUGUACGACGCAGAUACGGGUAAUUCCCUAAAUCAAGACCUCAUACCACUUUUGACAAUCGAGUCCGCCUCGCCAGUGAUAACCAAGGGCAGCAUUACCGAAGUGUACAUAACAAACAUAGAAUCCAACGGAGACGUGUAUUUCCACUUGCACUCUCGGGGGUACGAAAGCCUCCAAGAGUUACUCCUAAAUUUGGAGACGCAAAUCUUGCAAAACCCCCCCAACAAUCUCAUCGAACCGAUAACGAAAACCAACAGCGAAAACAAGUUGUAUUUCGCUCAAUACAAAGUCGACGGCCACUGGUACAGGGUCCAAAUCAUAGAUUGGGCCCCGCAGGGUAAUUUCGCUCAAAUUUAUUUCGUCGAUUACGGCAACACCGACGUCAUCAACGUCAACAGCGAGGUUCUGUACCCGCUCGACAAAUUGAGCGACGUCUUGAGCCAGUACCCCUUCCAAGCUGUCAAGGUUAAAAUGGCUUUGGACGCGAUACCGACGGAUUUUAUUGACAUGGCAACUAAACUGAUGCCAGCGGAUGUCCCGGUUUUAUUAAAAAUAAUAAAAUACGACGAGGAAAGCUGUCCCCUGGUUGAGUUUUUCAAAAGGAGCCCAGAAGAUAUUUUAUAUUGCGUUAACAACUCCAUUGGGAUGGAGGCUGAAUUAAAAAAAGGUGAUGGAAAUAAUAAUAAGUCGCCCAAAAGAAAGAUUAUUUCAUUUUCCGACGAACUUUCAAAAAAUGUACCUUCAGGGGGUACCUUGGAUAGACCAGACCUACCAAGCAAAGACUCAUAUUUUGAAGUGCGCAUAUCCUUUGCUGUGAACCCAUGGAACUUUUUUGUACAACCUUUAAAAUCUCAGGAAAAAUUAAACACUUUAAUGGAAAAUCUUCAGAAAAGAUAUCAGAAUGUACAGUACAGUCCCUUGCAAACUGAAGAUAUCACUCCGGGACAAAUAUUUGCUUCUAAACAUGAAGAUGGCUGUUGGUACAGGACCAGCGUCAUCAAGGUCAUUCAUAAGGGAUCCAUAUCCGUUUUUUAUUGUGACUUUGGAUAUUACUCCAAUUUGACUGUCCAACAAUUAAUUCCAUUGGACCCUGAAUUUUUGGAGUUGCCCUACCAGGCGUUAAAGGCGAAGUUAACGGAUAUUAAACCCAAACAAAAUAAAUGGACGAUGGAGGACUGCGAGUUUUUCAAACAAAGAGUGGAAAAGAAGAAUUUUUACUCGAUUCUACGAGACAUUGAAAAGGACGAGCUUUACGAAUCAGACAUAGUUUUGAAGUUAAUUUUAAUUGAUACGUCUGAUGUAGAUGAUGUCUACAUCGGAAAAGAAUUAAUAUCGCGGAAAAUAGCCGUUGAAUGUUAAUUUUAUGUUGAUUUUUCCAUAAAAAUUGAUUUUUUAUAUAUCCUAGCUAUAUAUUUUAAUAUAGUGACUUAUAUCCUUAAAUUUAGACAACCAACUUCACAAGUAAGCAAUACUUACUAAAUCUACUUAUACUUAUAAUAACCCAUACCCACACAUGUGGUAGUGAAUAAAAAAUAAGCCCCAAGUUUUUUUUGGGUAAAUUUUUGUUAUAAUAACAUUUUGGUAAAUUAUUUAUAAAAAAUUACUAAAUGUUUUCAAUUUUUCUUAGUUAUUUGUAUGUUUGCAUUCCUUAUUAAAUCGUAUUAGAUUUGUGUUUUUUUGUUACUAUUGGAGUUUAUUUUUUAAUUUUUAAACUUAAAACUGAGUUGUUAUGUUCUACCUAUUUUAUAAUAAAAUGUUCAAAAAAUAA